GAGGUUCUGAAAUCAACUGUGCUCAGUUGAAUCGUGCUCCUCGUUGGAAUCAGUUGUACGAUAGAUACGGUCGCGGUCGCGCGUUCGCCGCUUAGUUUGCGGCAAAGUGUGUUUAACUCUGACCUUUUGCCAUUAUUUUCUUCUUCCCAAGUGAUUCCUGUUUGCAAAGGAAGGGAAGAAGAUAUUCUGUGUUCCUCCAGUUUCUUUUUAUCCCACUUUUAUUUUAAAGUUCUGUGUGUUCUUUAUGCACAAAAAGUGCAACAGAAACAACCUCUACAAGUUUAACGUGCCAGUGGUUAAUUUAAAUUCGUCUACCUCACCAUAUGAUGUGCAUUUGUAAUUAGAAUUUUCAACAAGAACUGAGGCCAAUUAGGCCGGUCUAAAGAACCCCUACGAACAACGAAGAAGCAAUUACAGCCCAGAACUUCAACGAAAAGUGCAUUAAUUACUGCCGUGUGACACUUUUUUUUUAAUCCACAAACAACAUUUUACAGAAGAAAUAAAAUUAUGCCAGCAAGAAAAAUGGAAGGCGGAUAUAUUAAUGAAGGUGGGCAGCUGAAGACGAAGAACGGCCAGAAAUACGUGGUGAAUCACAAGCCCAAAGGAUACUUUGUAUCAAAGGGCUGCAUAGCACUAAUGGCUUGUGCUACUAUCCUAGCUCUUUUGGCAGUAUUCCUACUGACCUACUUCCUCGUAGUACCCAGGUGUGAUGCUUCCACGGAUUCCCCCGCAAAUGAAACAGUAAGUUCUGCUAGUAUAUACAGUCCAUCGCGUGGAACUGUGGUAAAACCAAAACCUCCAGCAACUGAAGACUUCCCAAUUGAGAAAGAAGAAAUUCUCAGUGAUCAAAAUUAUGAGAAUUUCAAUUCAAAUGAAGAUAAAAUUCACCUCUACGAGGGAUGGAAUCCUACCAGAUACAGAUUAAUAAUAGAACCGAACUUUAAUAAAUCCAUCAACAAUGGCAGUGUCUGGAUUGAUGUGACUAGUGAUCCUAAAGUCUAUGGAAUUCAGCCAAUUAUCCUCGAUAUUCAUCAGAUAGAGGUUCAAGAUGUGCGUGUCUUAGAAUAUACAGAACCCAAUACAACUUCUCAACUUGAUAUUGAGUUCAAAAGCGACAGCAAUUCAACCCUUUGGAUUUACAUUAAGAAGGACUUCCGGAAACAUUCCUCCUCGAUUCGACUGAAGGUGUUUGUGGAGUUUAUCAGUCAACUUUCAGAUACCCUUCAGGGCUUUUAUAGGGUCAACUACAACACCAGUGGGGAGUCAGAAUGGCUAGCAAGCACGCAAUUUUCACCAAUUGAGGCGAGAAGGGCAUUCCCUUGCAUGGAUAGACCCGAUAAGAAGGCAGAAUUUGAGAUAUCCAUCGUCAGACCUUAUGAGAAGAGCAUGAUCCUAUCCAAUAUGCCGCACAUGUUUUCAAAUCAACACCGUCCUGGCUAUGUUCAAGAAGAUUUCCAUGUGACACCGAAGAUGUCCACCUACUUGGUAGCGUUUAUAGUGUCAGAUCUCGUGCAAUCCAACAGUACAACAUUGAAUCACGAUGAAGCACCACGCAUAAGGGUCUGGUCUCGACCGGAGAUGUCCGAUAUGACUGGUUAUGUCCAUAAACUUUCAACGGAAAUUCUACCCUUCUUCGAAGACUACUUCAACAUCAAGUUCAAGCUGCCGAAAAUCGAUUUGGUUGCAGUGCCUGAUUUUGGUUUCAGCGCCAUGGAAAAUUGGGGACUCAUCUUUUUCAGGGAAUCUGCAAUGCUUGUGCCUGAAGACAAAGAGCGCCGCUCGUCAGCUGAGCAUACAGAGCAUGUGGCUAGGAUCUUGGCACAUGAAUUGGCUCAUCAGUGGUUUGGAAAUUUAGUCACUCCUAAAUGGUGGUCUGAUCUGUGGCUGAAAGAGGGAUUUGCUAACUAUAUGAGCUACCUUGCGCUGGACAGUGUUGAGCCCUCAUGGCGAUCUCGAGACAAUUUUGCCGUGAAUGAACUCCAACAUGCAAUGGACAAGGAUGCAGACACAACUUCUCACCCUAUUUCCUUCGAAGUGUCCACUCCAUCGGAUAUCCGGAGGAUUUUUGAUCCCAUUUCCUACUCGAAGGGAGCAGCACUCAUCCGGAUGAUGAAUAGCUUCUUGGGUGAGGAGGCUUUUGUUUAUGCUGUGAGAUCAUACUUGAAGAAAUUUGAGUACAAAAAUGCAGUACAAAAUGAUUUAUGGAAAACAAUGUCGGAUAUCGGUCAUAUGCACAAUGUUCUGCCACCGCAUUUACAAGUGAAAGACAUCAUGGACACCUGGACACUUCAAGCCGGCUACCCUAUACUGAAUGUAACGCGCCGUAAUAACACAAUUGUCAUUACACAGCAACGCUAUAUGCUGCCUAAAGCCAAAGCUGAAGAUAAAUCUCGAUGGUAUAUUCCCAUCUCGUAUAUCACCCAGUCCAAACCGGCGAUCAACGAGACUCCAACUUACUGGAUGACAGACCGUGAUGACCAAAUUGUGAUUCCAGAAAUCCAUCCAGAAGAGUGGGUGUGCCUCAAUGUCAAUCGCACUGGAUACUAUCGCGUGCAGUACGACUACGUCACCCUCUCCCUGCUCAGUCGAAACUACCAAGAUCUGCCAGAGAUUAAUAAAGCUCAAUUAAUCGAUGACGCUCUAAAUCUGGCUCGAGCCGAGUACGUCACCUACGACAUUGCUCUCACAUUCCUUCUCCGGAUGAGUCAACACUUUACGGACGUCCUGCCCUGGGCAGCGGCUACUCGUGGUCUCGAGUACAUCACAGACAUGCUAAUCAGAGAACCUGCCUUCAACUUAUUCAGAGCCACCAUGCUACACUGUGUGCUUCCUGCCUACAAUAGCCUAGGCUUUGAUGAACAGGAAAAUGAGACUCAUGUUCAGCUCCUCCACCGUGCUAGAAUCGUGAAACUCGCAUGUACUUUUGGCCACGAUAGGUGCACCAACCGUGCCCAGUACCUCUUCCGCGAGUGGAUUAGAGUUCCUAAAGUUAACAAUAUUAAACCCAACCUUAAGAGUACUGUCUACUGCGUGGCUCUCCGCGAAGGAGGAGUUGCAGAGUGGAAAUUUGCUUACAAACAGUAUCUAGAGACAACAAGUGCGUCAGAGAAGGAAGUUCUGCUGAAUGCUCUUGGUUGCACAAGGGAUCCCUCACUAUUGUCCAAAUAUCUCAAUAUGACGCUCUACCCUGAAUAUGGAAUUCGUAAACAAGACGGAGCACGUGCCUUCUCGGCUGUCGCGAGCAAUAGUGUUGGAUUUGAGAUUGCCUUUGACUUCCUGCAAUCCAAUAUUGAACAAAUAUCGAAAUAUUUUGGUGAUGGAUUCUCCGUGAUUUCCAAGAUGGUCAAUGCUGCCACCACCUACAUGAAUAAGGACCAUCAUUUGGCGCAAUUUGAACGUUUCAUUGCCAAGGCCAGGAAGCUGAACUUGAAAUCAAUUGAGAGCAGUGUUAAAUUGUCAAUAGAGCAAGUUAAAAAUAACAUCUACUGGAGAUCACGUUCGUACUAUCAACUGCAAUCGUACCUGGAGAAAUUAGCUUCAGAUUUCCACUUGAACUACUAAUUCAGCAGAAAUGAUGAUGCAUUUCAUUGAAGAAAAAGUCUUACUGUCUCUAGUAUAGCUGUAAUUGUAAGAUGUAAAGUAACGAACAAUUUGUAAUAAUUGUAUAUUUAUUUUUCUAUCAAAGAGACAAAACCAUUUGGCAAGACAAAAUGGUUUAUUCUGCCACCAAAUUAUUUUUCUAACUCACUUAUAUUUUUUUUUAAAUAUAAUUUUCGCGAUAAUAAGUCAAUCAUAAAAAAAAUUAUGUAUAAAUCUAUGUCAUUGUGAUUUUUCCUCAAUUAUGUGUAUUUCACUAUUUAGUGAUAAGACGAAAGUAUAAAAUUAGAAAGAAAAAGUGCUAAAUAGUCAUUUGAAUGCGUAAAUGUGAAAUCUUCUGAUAAGACGGAGAAAGAUGAAAAUCAAUAUAAAAUUAGUCAUUGCCUAUAAAGAACUAAAAGGCUAACUAUAACUUCUAUGUAGACUUGAAUUUAAAAUGAACGAUAGAUUGCUAUAAAAAAAUAUAAAGAGAAAGUCAAUGAUACGCUAAGUGAUAAAAUUUCUAUAACUACUUAGGUUUUAAUUAAGUCAUAACGCUUAUAGAAUAUACAAAUUGUAUUUCACUAUAUAAUAAAUUAUAAAGAAUAAAUUUUCUGUAGAAU
Phlebotomus papatasi is the source of this 4199-nucleotide messenger RNA. RefSeq names its product aminopeptidase N. Gene Ontology annotation, biological process: proteolysis; peptide catabolic process. NCBI's taxonomy places the organism in Eukaryota, Metazoa, Arthropoda, Insecta, Diptera, Psychodidae. The transcript has 12 exons. The record is from RefSeq and is a predicted model, not a curated record. Gene Ontology annotation, molecular function: zinc ion binding; peptide binding; metalloaminopeptidase activity. Bases 508 to 3561 code for a protein of 1017 amino acids. Gene Ontology annotation, cellular component: cytoplasm.